AUAAGGCUGCGUUCAAGAAGUCACGUCAUUAUCCAACUGCAUGAGGUUCCACUCUGUGAGGUACGUUUUUAACUGCUUGGAGUUGAGAUUUAGAAAAUGACUAAAUAGAUUUUACAACCCCUCACAUAUUCGUUUACUGACGCAUAUUUCAUACGGCACGACGUACAUAUCAUUUUCGACAUUUAUAAGACACGAUAGUGAUCUUUAGUAUUUCUUACAUUUGCACUCCUGAAUGACACAUAAAUCCUCCCCCGCCAUGGACAGACAAAAUAGUCGAUAGCAGAAUUGUCUCGUGUGGUUGGAGAAAACGGGACGAUUUCACAGCAAGGACAUUCGAUUAACUCUGAAAUGAGCGGACUCGAUUUGAUAAGACGAUUCAAAAUGUUAGGAUUUGCACCUCGUCGAUAUCUCAUUAAGAUUCCAGUGUGGCGUCCUCGAUGGGUAGACAGCGCAUCAAACCAAAUUCAUGGUCAACUGGUCUCGAGGGUCUCUCUGUUGUCGAUUCCAUCCAAACUGGCUUCAACCAACAGGCUGCUGUGCAUCAAACCAAUCAACUGGGCUGGCUCACGUCUCUGCCAUUCAGACAAGAAAGACACCAAAGGAGAUUUUACUUUGAGAGCCCUCACUCAGGCUCCCAAGCCUGCACUGUACCUUGGUUUCUCUGGGCUCAUCCCAUUUGUGACUGCCCCAUUCCUCAUGGCGAUCACUCAGUCUUUCUACCCAGAAGUGGCACAUGCUCAAAUGCUGUAUGGCGCUUGUAUAGUAUCCUUCCUCGGAGGUGCCCGCUGGGGGUUUGCCAUUCCUGAUGGUAGUCCUGCUGAACCUGACUGGAUGAACUUGGGCAACAGCGUAGUUCCCUCACUUCUGGCCUGGCUGGCUCUGCUCUGCAGGGACAAUGUCGUUGAGGGUGCUAUGUUAGUUAUGAUGGGACUAGGACUGUCUUUACACUAUGACUUGACACUGCUACCUGGAUACCCAGCCUGGUUCAAAGCCAUGAGAACUGUCCUCACUCUGGUUGCCACCUUCUCACUGGUGGCAACACUGAUCUUGAAGAAGUUCUGCACUGAGAAGAAGCUAAAAGAGUUUACCGAUUAAACGUUUCAGUCUGAUCCAAACAACACCAAAGUUUAGUCAACGUAAAGUAGAUCUCUCUUCCUGCUUACACUAUGCUUAAGUAAUUUGAGACACAUUUCCUGAAUUACAAAUCAGUGUCUCAGAAAGUGUUCACAAAUUAAGAUGACGAUGAAUACUGAACGCGGCUAAAAUAAGACAUUAGGUUGUGGUGUACUCUUUAUAUUUUGUUGUCAAUAGUGUAAGAAUGCAAGCCAUUACUAUCCCUAGAAAAACAUAGAAUAUGUUACAGGGAACUUUAAUUCACUGAAAAACAAUGUUUUGGGUUUUUUUUUCCCAACAAUGCUGUAUUUGUGUAAGGGAUAGUCAGAAUGGAAGGAAAUACUACAACCUUUCAGGUGUUCAGCUCAUUAAGUUUAACCUAAGGUUAAAAACAUUGAGGCGGCCCGGUAGUCCAGUGGUUAGCACGUCGGCUUCACAGUGCAGAGGUACCGGGUUCGAUUCCAGCUCUGGCCUCCCUGUGUGGAGUUUGCAUGUUCUCCCCGGGCCUGCGUGGGUUUUCUCCCACAUUCCAAAAACAUGCGUGGCAGGCUGGUUGAUCACUCUAAAUUGUCCCUAGGUGUGAGUGUGAGCGUGGAUGGUUGUUCGUCUCUGUGUGCCCUGUGAUUGGCUGGCAACCGAUUCAGGGUGUCCCCCGCCUACUGCCCGGAGACGGCUGGGAUGGGCUCCAGCACCCCCCGCGACCCUAGUGAGGAUCAAGCGGCUCGGAAGAUGAAUGAAUGAAUGAAUG
Messenger RNA from Hippocampus zosterae (dwarf seahorse), 1861 nucleotides. RefSeq names its product transmembrane protein 69-like. The record is from RefSeq and is a predicted model, not a curated record. NCBI's taxonomy places the organism in Eukaryota, Metazoa, Chordata, Actinopteri, Syngnathiformes, Syngnathidae. Bases 349 to 1095 code for a protein of 248 amino acids. The transcript has 3 exons.